AUGCCGCCCGCGGCGGCUCGCCGGGCCGGCGUGCCCCGUCCCCUUCCGCGUCGCGCAGGGGAGGCCGCGUUGCGGGCCGAGCUGGAGCAGCGCGCUCCGAGGCCGGGCAGGGACCAUGGCCGGGAUGCCUCCUGGCGGGAGGGCCGCGGCCGGACAUCGCCUCGUCGCGAGCAGCGGUGGGAUGCGCCGGUGACACAAUCUGCACAACAUGUUGGACAGCCAGUUGCGAAGAAGAAGAAGAAAACUAAGAAGAGGAAGAACGCUGCGGGCGGCGCUGCGGGAGGGGCCGCGGGUGGGGGUCAGCUUGGGCACCCGCCUAUGGUCCUUCCGCAGGGACAGUCGCUCGAUGGCCGCGCCGAUACCCAGCUGGGGGUGGCGGCGCCGGCGGAGAAGUCCCCCACAUCCAACAUUUGUUUCAACUGUGGGGUGAUGGGGCACUUUCGGUCCGCGUGCACGAGGCCGGAACAAUGCCUCUUCUGCGGUGACCCUGGCCAUCAAGCUGCGGCCUGCACGGAGCGCUUCAACCGCCGCAGGCGUCGGGAGGACCCUCCGCUACAGAUUGAGGUGACAGUUGACACGAUCCGCGCCGAGCUCACUCAGCUGGAGUCGACUUGGGUGUGGAACGUGAGGGAGAUCUCGCCUACUGAGUUUGCAGUGGCGUUCCCUUCGGCUGAGCUCCUCCGUGCCCUGUCCUGGAGCAACACGACUAUCCUCCCGGCCAACAACAUCGGCAUCUCAGUCAGGCCGUCCUGUGUGGAUCCUGUUACUGUGGCUACUUUGGCGGAGGUUUGGGUCCAGGUCCACGGCAUUCCUGAGGAGGCUAGGAGUGAGCAUAUCCUUGAGCUCAUUUCUCAGACCAUGGGCAAGCUUGUCACCGUGGAUCCUCUCUCUCUCCCAGGCGAUGGGCCGGUGCGCAUGCUGAUUCUAUGCCCAGACCCCGCGAGGCUCGCCUGCACUCUUCCCCACGUCUUCUUUGGGAAGGUUGGCCGGGCCUUGACGGUUGAGGUGGAGGGGGACGAGGCCCAGGCGGGGUCCCGGUCUCCUCCCCUUGACCCUUCUCAGUCCCACCACGACGAUGACGCUGACGAUGAUGACGCUUCCUCCGAUGGAGACUCUGAGGAUGACUUGGGAGGCGACGGCAUGGACUCCUCUCUACGCCAGCCUCCUAACGCUGGCGAUGGGGCAGGGUCUUCGGCAGCUCUGGACGCUAGGCCGGGGGCGCAGUCUGCACUGCUUGGGUCGGCGUUGGCCACUACAAGAAAUCCGGUCUAUUGCAAUAAUAAUUAUUGCAAUGACCAGUUUUUGUUGCAAUAG
Molecule: messenger RNA, 1314 nt
Organism: Lolium perenne
Lineage: Eukaryota; Viridiplantae; Streptophyta; Magnoliopsida; Poales; Poaceae
Source: RefSeq, a predicted model, not a curated record